AACCAAAGGCCUGAGGCCACGAAGAGAGAAAUUUGGGAGAGGGAUAGAGAGAGAGAGAAAGAGUUCGGAAGAGAGACUGGUGGUGGGGCUCUCAGAGAGAGAGAGAGAGAGAGAGAAACUGACGAGAAGAGUAUUAGGAAGAAGAGAGAAAACAUACGAGAGAAAGAGAGAGAAAACUUCAUAUUCAACUCUACUCUAUUCUAUUAAUUUCUCACAUUUUCCCCCAUUUUUCUCUUCUUCUUGUGAUUUCUUUCCACGUUUUUUCCAUAAUUUUUGUUCCUUAUGAGCCGUUUAGGGUUCAAAUCCGUCGUGUUUCACGGCGACGUCCGUCUUGGGGAACUUGACGCUAUUCCGGCCACCGACCAGAAUUUUCAGUUUCCGAACAACGAAAUUAGAAUCCACCGUAUAUCGCCGCCUAGUGAGAGAUGUCCUCCUCUUUCAGUUCUUCAAACAAUUUCUUCAUUUUCUCUCAGGUGUAAGCUACAAUCUUCCCUGCCUGUUGAACAACCGCACUUGAUCCAGCUUCACUACUCUUGUUUCCACGAAUUGAAGACCGCAAUUGUCUUGGUUGGAGAUGAAGAAAUUCACCUUGUUGCAAUGCCGAGCAAGCAGAAGAACUUUCCGUGUUUUUGGUGUUUUGCGGUGCCUUGUGGCUUAUAUCUAUCCUGUUUAGGAAUGCUAAAUCUCAGGUGUCUUGCUAUUGUUUUUGAUCUAGACGAGACACUUAUUGUGGCGAACACUAUGAAAUCUUUUGAAGAUAGAAUUGAAGCUCUUCGAAUUUGGAUUGCGCGAGAGGCAGAUCCAUUGCGUAUAUCUGGAAUGUCUGCAGAACUCAAACGAUAUAUGGAUGAUCGGUCGCUGUUGAAACAGUAUAUUGAACACGAUACAGUAAAUGACAAUGGAAGGAUUUUGAAGGUCCAACUGGAGGAGGUUCCUCCACUAAAUGGCAACUGCGAGAAAGUAGUUCGUCCUAUAAUUAGAUUGCUGGACAAGAAUAUUGUUCUUACUCGCAUCAAUCCAGAGAUUCGCGAUACCAGUGUUCUUGUUAGGUUACGUCCUGCAUGGGAAGACUUAAGGAGCUAUUUAACUGCUAGGGGUCGCAAGCGAUUUGAAGUUUAUGUAUGUACCAUGGCUGAAAGAGAUUAUGCAUUAGAAAUGUGGAGGCUUCUUGAUCCAGAAUCACACCUGAUUGCAACAAAGCAGCUUCUUGAUCGUGUUGUUUGUGUCAAAUCAGGUUCUAAGAAAUCUUUGCUGAAUGUCUUUCAAUCUGGUUCAUGUCAUCCAAAGAUGGCCAUGGUUAUUGAUGACCGUUCGAAGGUUUGGGAAGACAAAGACCAACCGCGUGUUCAUGUAGUUCCAGCAUUUACUCCUUACUAUGCUCCUCAAGCAGAGACAGCAAAUGCAGUCCCUGUCCUCUGUGUGGCAAGGAAUGUUGCAUGCAAUGUCAGGGGUUGUUAUUUCAAAGAAUUUGAUGAGAGUUUGUUGCGACGGAUUCUGGAAAUUUCUUAUGAAGACGAUGUGGUUGAUCUACCUCCUGCUCCUGAUGUGAGCAGCUAUAUGAUGUCAGAGGAAGCUGGUUUUGUACCCAAUGAGACUGUGAAUGCUCCAAUUGGUGAAGGAAUGAAUGGUGUUGAAGUGGAAAGGAGACUGAAUCAACCGGAUGAUAAGCACGUAAUAGAUAUGGCCAAUAAUCCUACUACAAGCCAAACGGAUGCAAGAGCAGAUACUUCUCAAUUACCGACUCCUCUAAAUUUGAAUAUCACUGGACCAAAAUCUUCAAGAACUUUACUGCCUUCUCAAAAGCCUGGUUUGCUUGGGGCUCCUGUCAGACGAGACAUCUCUUCUGAUCAUGACAUGAAGAGAGGACUCCUUGCCAUGAAACCCAGUAUAGAUCUCAGGACUCAGACCUUUGGUGAUCCCCCUAUUCUCUCCAGAAUGCCCCCACAAAUAUCAGCAUCUGGACUACAGGUGCUAGGAACUUCAUUAGUGGAUGAGGACUCCAGUCAAGGACAUCAAAAUCGUCGAUCUUCAGGACUUAUUCCAGAAUCCGAUGCUUCAAAAUCUGAUAAACAUCGUUCUAAUCAGAACCUUUUUAGCAACAAUUCACAAGCUUUGACAGGAGUUGCUGCUAUAUCUCAAAAUCAUGCAUCUAACAAUAGCAAAGAACAUCAAACUGAAGCAGGGAUCGUUUCUAUACCUCCGCCCUCUUUAUACAUUGGAGUUCUACAAGAAAUUGGUCGUAGAUGUAGUUCAAAGGUUGAGUUUAAAACUGUUGUCAGUACUAGCAAGGAUUUGCAAUUUUCAGUUGAGGUUUUGUUUACUGGUGAGAAGAUUGGUGUUGGAUUGGGUAAGACAAGAAAAGACGCUCAACAACAAGCUGCUGAGAAUGCGCUUCACAAUUUGGCAGAUAAGUAUGCUGCACAUAUCAAGCCUCUUAUGGGACCCAUGGAUGCAGAUCUCGACAAGCUUUCUAUUGGAGUUGAAAAUGGAUUCCUAUGGGACACAGCUACUCCAGCGGUUAACGAGUUGCCGAAGGAAGAAGAUGUUUGGCAUAAAGAAAACAGCCCCGAGGGUUGUGAUGAACCCGAGAGUACUAAUUCUGAUUCGACAAAUCAUCAGCAGCCGCAGCAUGUUCCGAAGCGGCAGAGUUCCCCGAGACCAUUUCCAAGUAAACGAUCAAAGGAAGAUCAACCACAUGGUCCCCAACAAUAUCAUCAUCUUCCACCUUCACGCCAACAAAAGAAUGGCCAUUCCAAUUCCAUUACUUGAGGAGCAACAAUCAACCAAUCAACCAAUCAAUAAAUAUCCCAUCCCAUCCCACCGAGAAAAAUGUUAAAAUUUUGUAACCCAGCCCUUCAACUAGGCCUCAUUUCACGGAACAAAAAAGCUUCUUCUUGCCUCCCUACCUAAGGGCCUUGAGGUGAAGAACAAAAACCCUCUUCCUUUAUUCUUUUCCUUUUUCUUCUUUCUCCUUGAGAAAUAUGGGCUGUAAAUUUUUUGUUCAUUUUUUUUCCUUCCCAUUUUGGGCCUCCUCAGUCCUAUUUCUUACUGGCUUCCCUUAAAAUCACUAUGUUGGCCGUUAGUGUGGCUGGCUGUACCCUUCUUUCUUAGACAUACUACAGUUUCAAUCAUUGUCUCAUUACUCUAGUGAUGAAAAUUAGUCUUUUUACCCUUUGUUUCUC
Messenger RNA from Cucumis melo (muskmelon), 3182 nucleotides. RefSeq names its product RNA polymerase II C-terminal domain phosphatase-like 2. The coding region runs from base 283 to 2769 and encodes 828 amino acids. Lineage: Eukaryota; Viridiplantae; Streptophyta; Magnoliopsida; Cucurbitales; Cucurbitaceae. Gene Ontology annotation, molecular function: RNA polymerase II CTD heptapeptide repeat phosphatase activity. The transcript is spliced from 15 exons. The record is from RefSeq and is a predicted model, not a curated record.